GCAAAAUCUAGGACCACGUCACAACAGUGAAUUGUUCGUUGGUUGGGUGGUUGGUUAGGGUGUGACUUGUAAUUUGUAAUUUCUUUGAUUAAAAAGAAAGUAUUGUCGUAGUUCUACGUAGCUUUUUUCAAAAUAGGGAACAGGUCUUCGACAGAAAUGAGUUGGGGAGAGGCUAGAGACAAGCUGAGACUGUGGAGAGAAGAGAAUGAAAGACGCAGCCUGGAAGUCGUUGAUAUGUGGGAUAGCUAUCUACAGAGCAACAUACAUAAAUUAGGAGAUGAAAGACUUCUAGUUUGGGAGCAAGUUUGCAUUGCUGCACUAGACUGUAACCGCAUGGAUGUUGUCGAUAUCUGUUUGGUAUCCCUUGCAACUGAAUUCCCCUCCAGCAUGCGAGUGCGGAAGUUACAGGCCAUGAAAAUGGAGGCUUUGGAAAAGUAUGAUGAAGCCUUGGAAUUAUUGGAUCAGAUUAUUAAGAGAGAUGAAACAAAUGCUGCUCCUCGUAAGAGAAGAGUUGCUAUUUUAAAGGCUAAAGGAAGGAUUGCAGAAGCAAUCAAAGAACUAAAUGAAUAUUUGAAAAAAUUCAUGAGUGACCAAGAAGCAUGGCAGGAAUUGUGUGAGCUCUAUCUUCUUGAACAGGAUUAUGCAAAGGCUGCAUUCUGUAUGGAAGAGCUAAUUCUUCAUAACCCUCACAAUCAUCUUGUCCACCAACGGUAUGCAGAUAUCAAAUAUACCCAGGGAGGCUUGGAAAACAUGGAGGUAGCUCGAGCACAUUAUUGUUUAGCCCUAAAACUGAAUCAAAACAACAUGCGAGCUCUGUAUGGUCUCCUUCUGGCUGCUACUAAUGUAUCUUCAAUGACAAAAAGUUUGUCUGCUCCCAAAAAAAAGGAAUGCAAUAAAUUGAUAGCCUGGGCAUCCAAGCAAAUUCGUAAUAGGUAUGAAGAAGUUUCUGGACGUUCUCCUGAAUGUGAGCUUGAAGCUCUCAAUGGUAUGUUGGGUGCUUUACAAAUCGCAGGUCCUCAAUCUUCAUCCCCAUAGUCUGCCAAAUCUGUCUUGCAACAAGCAUACCAAAGGGAAAGUGUAAUUUGGCCCAUGACCAAAAAUCAAUUCACUCAAAACAUUUGUAAAUCAAAAAUGUAAUUUUUCUUCAAUCAGUGUCCAUCUCUUUUUCUCAGAAAAGAAAAAUGUAAAGGUGGAAAAAAUUAUAAGAUAUUUAUGAUUUGGAACUAUUAAUUAUUAGAACUAGAAAAUCAAUUUCAACUGUGUACAUGUUGUGAUUUCUUGAGACAGCAGUAUAACAUUUAAAGAUUACUAAAAGUUUGUAAAAAGGUUUCAAUAAAUGUAUUUAUACUCCCGUUUA
Messenger RNA from Frankliniella occidentalis (western flower thrips), 1357 nucleotides. RefSeq names its product ER membrane protein complex subunit 2. NCBI's taxonomy places the organism in Eukaryota, Metazoa, Arthropoda, Insecta, Thysanoptera, Thripidae. Gene Ontology annotation, cellular component: EMC complex. The transcript has 8 exons. The coding region runs from base 157 to 1035 and encodes 292 amino acids. Gene Ontology annotation, molecular function: protein binding. Gene Ontology annotation, biological process: protein folding in endoplasmic reticulum. The record is from RefSeq and is a predicted model, not a curated record.